AUGGAGAAGUCGCCGUUUGGCAGCGAAAAAGAAGGAGACGAACGCGAUGAUGGCGAAGGAGAUGGCGAACAUUCUGAAUGGAAGGCAAGGUUGAGGAAAAACAAGGAUAUUGUGAUUCGGCUUCCGCGAAGACCGGAGAAUAGGAAGCCAAUUACUGAAUGCCCUGUUUUUUGCUUAUCAUUCGCUGGAUGCGGAUUUCUCGGAACUUAUGAGUUUGGUGUUGCUCACGCAAUCGCGACUCAUGGAUCGGCGCUUUAUUCGCAAACUAUUCGAUUUGCUGGAACAUCUUCUGGUAGUCUUGUUGCCACUUUGAUGCUGUUCAAUCCGACCAAAGCUUCCGCCGCUGCCGAGGAAAUCUACAAGAUCUCCGAUGAUGUUCAUGCUUCUCCAAUGGGCGUUUUUUCUCCGGGAUUUAUGAUCGGCGACAAAUUGCGAAGGAUCAUCGAAAAAUAUAUACCCGACGACAUCUCUCCAGCCAAUAAUCGAUUAUUCAUUUCUGUCACACAUUUGAAGACAUGGAAAAAUGAGAUAAUCUCGACAUAUUCGAAUCGCGAAGAGCUCAUCAAUGUCCUAAUGGCUAGCUGUUAUCAUCCAAUGUAUUCCACAGGAAUCGCGGGAAAAGCUCCAGUAGUUCGCGGAGAAUCGUACAUUGACGGCGGCUAUACGAACAAUCUACCGGAAUUCAGCGAUGUUCGCUCGAUCUCGAUUUCGCCGUUUUUGGGCGACGCCGACAUUUGUCCGCCGGACAAAUCGUCGAUGUUCACUGAUGUGAUGAUGAUCGUUUUUAAUCAGAAUUUGAAGCUGAAUGUUGAAAAUAUAAAACGGCUUAUCAAUACGCUAUUGCCGCCGCCUCGAGAUGUUCUCGAGAAAUAUUAUGAAAUGGGCAAACAAGAUGCGACGAAGUUUCUCAAACAAUGGUCAAUGCAUAAUGUGUAG
Caenorhabditis bovis is the source of this 936-nucleotide messenger RNA. NCBI's taxonomy places the organism in Eukaryota, Metazoa, Nematoda, Chromadorea, Rhabditida, Rhabditidae. The record is from the annotation of a GenBank genome assembly.